AUCACCAGCAAUGAAUGCGAGCUCCAGAACCAAACCUGCAAUCGAUUUGAACAAGGUUCCUCCGAUCGAUCAUCACCGUACAGCAGUAACAUUCAACUGUCUCAUCAUGAAAAUGACAGAAAUGCUCAAUAAUUUCGGAAAUAAAAUGGAAGACAUUUUGGAAAAGGCAGAGCAGAGUUUAGACACUGCCGAUCGAAAGUUACGCUUGAUGGAAUCGAAAUUGGCAGGAAUGAGUUUGGAGGAUAAAUCAACCACCGCCACACCAUCAUCAGCACCAGAAAUAGACGAAAUUCACGAAUCGAAUCCCAGCUCUUCACAAAUCGUGGAGGAAACAGUGGAAGAGAAACCAGAAGAACAUACUACGACGGUUCUUAUCAAAGACGACCCGGCUUAUAGUAAAUAUUUCAAAAUGCUGAAAUUGGGAGUGCUUGAAGCUGGUGUAAUACAGAAAAUGAAAUCCGAAGGCGUCGACCCAUCAAUUUUGAAACGCGGUGAUGAACCAUCUCGUCCACAGGCACAGACUUCACGGAAUUAUGAAUCUUCUGGAGAAUCUACGGCAUCCUUCUCUGACUCUGAUUAAUUUAUUUUUUGUAUAUUUUUACGGGUUCAUAAAAUGUAUAAAACAUU
Messenger RNA from Caenorhabditis elegans, 627 nucleotides. It is a transcript of the gene ddl-1, whose product is annotated as WASH complex subunit homolog 3. Gene Ontology annotation, cellular component: WASH complex; cytoplasm. Bases 11 to 580 code for a protein of 189 amino acids. The transcript has 3 exons. The record is from RefSeq and is marked reviewed. NCBI's taxonomy places the organism in Eukaryota, Metazoa, Nematoda, Chromadorea, Rhabditida, Rhabditidae.